This is a messenger RNA of Bufo bufo (common toad), 770 nucleotides long. It is a transcript of the gene C7H16orf89, whose product is annotated as chromosome 7 C16orf89 homolog. Lineage: Eukaryota; Metazoa; Chordata; Amphibia; Anura; Bufonidae. Gene Ontology annotation, cellular component: cytosol; membrane. Bases 257 to 727 code for a protein of 156 amino acids. The record is from RefSeq and is a predicted model, not a curated record. The transcript is spliced from 6 exons.
GUAAGGCAGGUGCGGGUAUACUUCAUUCUCAGUUUACAAUGCGACUACUACUUCUUCUUGUUCCCUUAGCCCUUUUGACUCCAUGUACAGCCAGUAAUGAGACGGCUCUUAGUGCUCUAUCAGCCAUUUGGAAAGCUGUACUACUCCUCAAGAAGGAAUAUGAGGAAUUCAAUCUGGACGGCAUGGCAGGCUACAAGAUCUUAUUAGCAAUGAAAACAAGGAGCCAUGUGUUGUGACUGCACCUUGCUGGAAGAAGAUGAAGAAGAAGGGGUGUACUGGCUACUCCUUGUCCCAUCAAUUACUGUUUUUCAUUGCUGGAAGAAUGAAACGCUGCAGGAGUGAUCCGUUUGUGCAGGAUUUUGGCUAUUACACAAAUGUAUUUUGCUCCAAUAUGAUGAAAAUAAACCUAGAUAUUGAGCACAGUGGUUACCCCUUGCAUCAACAAGACCUUUUCAUGGAAAACAUAAUGCUAUGUGGUUUAUGUGGAUAUUCCGAUUUUUACAAACUAGAAUGGAUGAAUAAAAUUAUCAGCUGGCAAGAUCCGAUCCUUGGAUGUUUCAGUGAUACAGGACAUGAGUUAGAUUCAGAGAAUGCUGCCAAUGAGAAUCAUUUUCCAAAAAGGGUAAAAAGAAGAGAGAGAAUGUUUUUAGAUGUAUGCCUGAGCCACAAAACAGCAGUGGCAGUAGGAGCCCUCGGAGGGUUUCAGUAUUUCUUUACAUUCAUGUGACUUAUUGUAAUAAAACAAUGUAAAGUAAUGUAUUCAAAUAAAA